Molecule: messenger RNA, 2424 nt
Organism: Miscanthus lutarioriparius
Lineage: Eukaryota; Viridiplantae; Streptophyta; Magnoliopsida; Poales; Poaceae
Source: the annotation of a GenBank genome assembly
AUGGCCAACCUAGCGGCCCAGCUCGCUGCCGUGCUCCGGGCCUGCAUCAAGCGUAGCGGCGGCCCCGAGCCCAGCCGAGCCCACGCCAAGGCCUUGCACGCGCGCGUCCUCGCCGCCGGCCUCGCCGCCGACACCUUCCUCCUCAACCGCCUCGUCGAGCUCUACUCCCUCUCGGGCCUGCCAUGCCACGCGCUCCGCGCCUUCCGCGCGCUGCCCCGCCCCAACGUCUACUCCUACAACGCCGCCAUCUCGGCUGCCUGCCGCGCGGGGGACCUCGCCGCCGCCAGGGACCUGCUCGGCCAAAUGCCCGACCGGAACGCCGUCUCCUGGAACACCGUCAUCGCCGCCGUCGCGCGGUCGGGCUCCCCGGGGGAAGCGCUGGAGAUGUACCAGGGGAUGCUGCAGGAGGGCCUCGCCCCGACGAACUUCACGCUCGCCAGCGUGCUCAGCGCGUGCGGCGCUGUGGCUGCGCUCGGUGACGGGAGGCGCUGCCAUGGGCUCGCCGUCAAGGUCGGGCUCGACGGGAACCAGUUCGUCGAGAACGGGCUUCUCGGCAUGUACACAAAGUGCGGGAGCGUCGCCGACGCGGUCAGGCUGUUCGACGGGAUGGCUAGCCCGAACGAGGUUUCGUUCACGGCGAUGAUGGGCGGGCUAGUGCAGAGCGGGGCCGUCGACGAUGCCCUCAGGCUGUUCGCGCGGAUGAGCAGGAGCGGGAUUCGUGUUGAUCCGGUAGCUGUCUCCAGUGUUCUGGGCGCGUGUGCGCAGGCCUGCGCUGGUGACUACAAUGUCGCUCGUGCAAUCCGGCUUGCACAGUCCAUUCAUGCAUUGGUUGUCAGAAAAGGUUUUGGAUCGGACCAACAUUUGGGGAACUCGUUGAUUGAUAUGUAUGCAAAGGGCAUGAAGAUGGACGAGGCCAUGAAAGUCUUUGAGUCGAUGUCCAGUGUCAGUAUUGUUUCUUGGAACAUUCUUAUAACUGGAUAUGGUCAACUGGGUUGCUACGAGAGGGCCUUGGAAGUACUGGACUUUAUGCAAGAGUCAGGUUUUGAGCCCAAUGAGGUAACUUACAGUAACAUGCUUGCUUCUUGUAUUAAGGCAAGGGAUGUUCCAUCUGCUCGUGCAAUGUUUGACAAGAUAUCAAAGCCAACUGUGACUACGUGGAACACCCUUUUAUCCGGCUACAGCCAGGAGGAACUGCAUCAAGACACAAUCGAGUUGUUUAGGGGAAUGCAACAUCAAAAUGUGCAACCUGACCGGACAACUUUGGCUGUGAUCCUCAGUUCAUGCUCUAGAUUAGGAAUUUUGGAACUGGGCAAGCAAGUGCAUUCUGCUUCAGUAAGACUAUUGCUUCAUAAUGACAUGUUUGUUGCGAGUGGUUUGAUUGAUAUGUAUUCAAAAUGUGGUCAGGUUGGUGUCUCACAGAUCAUUUUCAACGUGAUGACCGAGAGAGACGUGGUAUGUUGGAAUUCCAUGAUCUCAGGUUUGGCUAUCCAUUCUUUGAAUGAAGAGGCCUUCAAUUUCUUCAAGCAGAUGCGGGAAAAUGGAAUGUUCCCCACAGAAUCCUCUUAUGCUAGUAUGAUCAAUUCAUGUGCUAGAUUGUCAUCCAUACCUCAAGGUAGGCAGAUACAUGCUCAGGUUCUGAAGGAUGGUUAUGAUCAGAAUGUCUAUGUUGGCAGUUCCCUGAUCGACAUGUAUGCUAAGUGUGGCAACAUGGAUGAUGCACGCCUUUUCUUCAACUGCAUGAUUAUGAAGAACAUAGUGGCAUGGAAUGAGAUGAUCCAUGGAUAUGCUCAGAAUGGAUUUGGAGAGAAAGCUGUGGAAUUGUUUGAGUACAUGCUAACCACAAAACAGAAGCCUGACAGUGUGACUUUCAUUGCUGUCCUGACAGGAUGCAGUCACUCUGGGCUCGUUGAUGAAGCGAUUACAUUCUUUAAUUCCAUGGAGAGCAACUAUGGGAUUACACCAUUAGUUGAGCAUUAUACAUGCCUCAUAGAUGCACUGGGGCGGGCUGGCCGUUUUGCUGAAGUUGAGGCUGUGAUAGAUAAAAUGCCAUACAAGGAUGAUCCUAUACUGUGGGAAGUUCUUCUAGCUGCAUGUGUUGUACAUCACAAUGCUGAGUUGGGGGAAUUUGCUGCCAAGCAUCUGUUCCGCCUUGAUCCAAAGAAUCCAUCACCUUAUGUGCUUCUAUCUAACAUAUAUGCUACCUUGGGUCGACAUGGUGAUGCCUCAGCCGUUAGGGCACUGAUGAGUAGUCGUGGUGUUGUGAAAGGCCGUGGAUACAGCUGGGUGAAUCACGAGGAUGGUGCUCGUGCCUUUAUGGUAGCUGAUGAUCUUGGAUCGAAUGUUGGAGAACCCACAAUGUUCAGUGAUAACGAGGACACUUCUGGGACGACACAAGUGCACCUACGCGAAACCUGUGCUGGAUGA